This is a messenger RNA of Micromonas commoda, 2028 nucleotides long. RefSeq lists its product with no specific name. The transcript has a single exon. The record is from RefSeq and is a predicted model, not a curated record. NCBI's taxonomy places the organism in Eukaryota, Viridiplantae, Chlorophyta, Mamiellophyceae, Mamiellales, Mamiellaceae. The coding region runs from base 1 to 2028 and encodes 675 amino acids.
AUGCCUUCUCCGGAGCUCUCCUCCGGUCACUUCGCGCUCACGGGUAUGGUAUCGCGUCCUCCUCUCUGCGUCAACAUCGUCCGGCUUAAGAAUGCGCUAAGCGACGCCUCUGAGCUCAGCCGACGGGCGCUCAAGCUGGAGAGUGUCCUCCUAGGGGAACUACUCGCGGAAGAGUACCCCGAGGACGACGAAAAACCGCCGUCGAGCGCCAUCACGGUGGUUCCGGUCGACUUCAGCACCCUCGCGGUGGUCUCUGACGAAGAGCACGAGUCCGCGGUGGGCCUCUACCUCGCCAGGAUCGCCGCCUCGGGUCUCGCCGACUUCCUCGUGCACGCCGCGAGGAACGCCGACGAUAACGAGCAGGCCAUCCGCUCGCUGCUCCCGAACCUGCUCGAGCGAGCGCUCGAGUACCUCCCGAGCGAGAGAUGGACCAUCCUCGGACGCGCGCCGGACGGCCUCCGCCUGGUCAGACGCCGCGGCGACGCCGCUCUCACUUCGUCCCCCUUUCACCUCCUCGAGAACCCCACUCUCGACGUCCUCAACUUCACGGCCACACCCGCGCUAGACUGGGGAGGAGCCGCGAACGGGGGCGACAGGGUCGUCUUUCCCGCCAUCAGGCCGGCCACGAUCCGCAUGCAGCCCCUCGGAUCCAUCGUCGCGAUGCUACAGAACGCGCAGGUCUCCCAAACGGUCAUUGACACCUUCCGAGCCGGGGGCGACGCACAGCUGUGCGAAAACGAGGACCUGGUCGCAGUCACAGCCGUUCCCCUGCUCCACAAGGAGGCCCGCAUCCUGUCCUUACUGCGGCGUAUUCCCGACGCCUAUGGGUUCGAGUCGCUCGACGCCUAUUACGCCGAUUUCAGCGCCAGGUACGAGCUAGUCGACGGCGUCCCCGAGAUGACUUGGCACGACGACGACAACGGCGGAGACCUCUUUGCCGAGCUGCGCUUUUGCGACGACGACGACGAACGCGUGCGUCGACUGUGGCCCGCGUCCUUGCUCCUCGGCCGCGCCGGCGCCACCGAGAUCCCCGCUUCGAUGAACGACGCCGAGGCGGCGGCUAUGUUAACCGAUCUGGCGGACGAUCUGCGGGGCUGCCCCGACAGGCUCGGCAUCGGCAUGAACCUGGACGGACACGCCGCCGGGACCUCGGGCAAGGGUAGGUCGCGGGGAGGAGCCGUCGCCACCUACGAGGUGCCCACGACGACGCCGCACGACGCUACUUUUCGCCUCGCGUCGCAAUCGAAGCCCCUCGCGCCCCUGAAGCCGCGCCUCGAGGUCAUCGUCGAGGAUGAAUCUCCCUCGCCCCUCCCCGUGCUUGUGGAACCCAUCCAGCCUGGAACCGCGCCUCGAGCGGUUAAGGUCGCCUCGUUCAAAACAUCCGUCCCCACGCGCGCGCCGCUCCAGCCGGUGACCCCGACGGAUGCUAACGCUCGCGACGACGACGGCGACCGGCUGCCGUCCGUCGAUGCCGAUCCCAAGGCGGUCUACCCCAAGCCAAAGGUGAGGAAGCUGGUGAUGUCCAAGCACGCCAAUUCCGCGCCUCAGACCCCAGCCAAGCCCAUGGCCAAGCCCGCGGACGAGACCGCGGACGAGGCCGCGGACGACGUAAUGAUCGAUGAGAUGGCGGCUUACUUGACGGAGAUGGACGCUGCUCAGCCGGAGAUGGCCGGUGUGAAGAGGAAGGCUUACUCGGCGGCCAUGCCUCCCGCCGCCACUAAGGCACCCAAAAAGCCCAACAUUCCCAGGCCCGUGCCCGCCGUCCUCCCCACGAAACCCUCGCCGGAAGUCAAGGAGCCGGACAGGACCAAAGCGAAGAGAGCGCCUAGGAAGGUUGUCGAUCCCGACGAGGCGGACGCGAAGAUCCGGAAGGAGCACAGCGAGGGAGGCGACCUGAACAAAAUCACAGGCGACGAAUUCAAGGCUUUCCUGACAAAGGCUGGCGAGAAGCCCAAGGGCGGGCUGUCCAAGAUGCCCAAGCCCAAGCUCAGGGAGCUCGUCGACGCGGUCCUAGCCAGGUCGCAGUGA